Messenger RNA from Austrofundulus limnaeus, 4296 nucleotides. RefSeq names its product target of Nesh-SH3. Gene Ontology annotation, biological process: positive regulation of cell-substrate adhesion; extracellular matrix organization. NCBI's taxonomy places the organism in Eukaryota, Metazoa, Chordata, Actinopteri, Cyprinodontiformes, Rivulidae. The transcript is spliced from 23 exons. Bases 169 to 3495 code for a protein of 1108 amino acids. Gene Ontology annotation, molecular function: protein binding. The record is from RefSeq and is a predicted model, not a curated record.
GGACCACCAACUCUCACAAGUCACUCAGGAAAUAUUUCUCCUGAUUCCUGCAGCUGCAGCACUAACGCCUCUUGUUCAAAGACAUCAACAGCAUCUCCAGCUUUUUGACUUGCUUCUCUUCUGAGUUCAGUCAGAUCACAGCUGUUCUUUCACACCUGAGUGAUCAGUAUGCAGCAGCAUUCAAACAGCUUUCUGUUCCUUCUCCUCAUGGCUUUCAUCGCAGGGAUUGUUUUGUCUCUUCCCCCAACGCCACAGAGGAGCAGAGUGAGGCGUCAGAACAUGAAGGUCCGUAUCAGCACCAAAGGAGACACCAUAGUGAUGAAGUUUCUGCACCCGAACACCGACACUAAGCUGGAGGGCUACAUCCUGGGCUACGGAAGCAGCAUGUUCUCCAAACAGUUCAUUCAGCUGCCUGAGAAUGGACAGCCAUAUGAGACAGAGUUUGAUGCUGAGCCCAAAUACCUUGUAGCUGUCCAGCCCAUUCUGACUAAUGAGGUGAAAAAGCAAUGCACAGGUAAAGUACAACUGGAGAAGCCGCUGAAUGUYGUCAUUGGGUCGGUGACGCCCACCUCAGUUAUCCUAUCCUGGGGAACUCUGCUGAAAAUCCCCUAUGAAGGGAAUGUUAUGAAUGACUGUUUAGAAGAUGGACACUACACGGUUCGGUAUCGUGAGAAGAACAGGAAGUGGAACUACCAGACCUGCCCAACAAGUGACACGGUCAUCGACAAUCUGAAGCCAAACACGGUCUAUGAGUUUGGAGUCCAGUCUAAUUCCAAAGAUGGCACCGGAAUGUGGAGCAAGCCAGUGGUUCAUAAUAUCAGCACACCGGUCCUCCAGAAGAAAUUCACCAGGAAGAUCUUUAAACGACCCAUCAGUCCUGUGAAACUCUUUCCUCCUGGUCCUAAAUCAUUCCCCUUCCCUCCCCAACCUGCAGUUCUUCAAAACAAGACCCAGGGCAAACAACCCAUCUCUCGGAAUCUAAUCCCACAAACAACUCUUGCUUCUCCUAUCACAACUGCUAAACAGGAAUUUCCACCCACUGCCGGACCCAAACUGCCUGUGGUCAGCAAGCAGCCAGUUGGAGGAGCAGAACUCACCCGAUCUCCAUUGCCUCUUUCUCCAAAAGUCCCUUCAGUUCCAAGGCUCUCUCCUGUCACAGUCACCAUGGCAUCUGUGCCAGUAUACCAAGCCAAACUGGAAAAUCAUGAAGACCAUUCAAAACAAAUGUCCCAGUUUCAACCUAAUGCACAAACUCGACAAAUACAGCCAACAACUUUACAGCCCUCACCAAAUCCCCACAUAGAGCCAGAACCACUUGCAACAUCCCCCCCAGAACUCCAGAUGAAAUCAGAACCCGAAGAAAAAACUCAGCCGUUACUGCAGACCCACAUUUGGUCACCACCUAAACCAGAACCACAUCUUCAACCAGUUCAUCAAACCACACUGCAGCCUCAGUAUGAACCAAAGUCACAACCAAUACCAACGACAAACCACCAGAGCUUACCUCCAACACAACUGCUAAUGACUCAGAACAAGUUGCAGGCACAAUUCCAACCAGCUCCUCAGCCCACAUUGAUGAUAAGUCAGCAAACCAUUCAGCCCACACCUCAGAACACACCUCGUAUCCAAGAAACACCACCAGAAAUUCACACCGACUUUCAACCACAGCCAGAAACUAGUUCUUAUUUUAGGCCACAAAUUCACACAAAACCUCAACCAAUGACACCACAAACACAGUCAACCCAAACACCACAAAGACAAAACACAAUUUUUACUAAAUCCAAGCCCACAACACAAUCUGAACCUAAGAACCUGGCCGAGCUCCACUCAUCGACCAAACCAGGAAAGCUCACUCCAAAACCUACAGUUAAGAACCAACAAGGACAGAUGGCAAUUCAAACACCCCACCAGUCACAUUCUCCAUCAAAGAGCCCAUUCCAAAUCACACUUCCCACUAAGGAGCAUCCUGCAUCUGGGCCACAUCCAAAACGUCAGCCAAGUGUUCAGUCAGAGCCUCAAACCAGGACCCAGGCUGACCACUCCAAGGAUACCCCAGUGAAGGCAGUUCAUAAGGCCCCUAAUCUACAGGAGGAGACCAAACCUUUACCAAGACCUGCCUUGGCCACAGAGAAGGCUGGUAGUUAUAAUCAUGGCCCUGGAAUCAUCAAAUCAUCUGUUGAUGAAGUUCCUCAUUCUCCCAUUAGCUCAUCAGUUCUUAAAGCAGGAAGAAAUGCCACAGUCCCUGUCACCCGGGUUCCUUCUCCCUCCACCAAUCAGGGUGUGAGAACUUUCUCUCAAUCCAAGACCUCCUCUCACAGCUCCAUCACACAUGAGGCAGCCAGUGGAGUCCAUCACAGCGGUAAUUCUCUUCCCAAACCUGUGGUGUGGCCAGGAGAAAAACCUGUUCUGCGCCCUCCUGCUCCUGAGAACAAGAAACCCAAUCUGGUGGGGGAAUCCAAAGAUGAUGAUAAACUGAAACUAGAAGACAAGGACUCCAUCCUGAAACCGAUCCCAGUGGUCACAGCCAAACCAAAGCAGGAGCGCAAGCACCAGACAACCACAGCCAUCCCUGCUGUAAACAGCAGCCGCUUUGACAUGCAUGAAAACUCGUCCAUAUUCAGACCCCUGCCUGCAUCUGAGGUAGACAUCAUGGGCAAAAAACGUUUUGUUGCUCCACAUGUCAUCUACAAGACAGAUAAGAAGCCAGAUGAGCCAUGCUCCAUCACUUCCUCCAUGGCUUACUUCCCUGAUGAGGAAGGCAGCGAUCAGAAUGUAACCGGUCCUCCCCGGACAGCGCCGUCCAACCUCACUGUGGUUACAGUGGAAGGCUGCCCGUCCUUCGUCAUCCUCGACUGGGAGAAAUCUGAUAAUGACACCAGAGAGUAUGAGGUUGUGUCCAUAACCACCGGACCACAUGGGAAAGAGGUGUCCAUCCUGAUGACCAACCAGACGCACACAACUGUGGAGAAUCUCACACCAGAAAGCAAUUAUGAAUUCAAAGUGACGCCAAAGAACGAACUGGGAACCGGACCCUCCAGCGAGCCAGUUACUUUUAGCACAGAAUCAGCGGAUCCACGUGUGAGCGAACACGCUUCAGGUAAAAAUGCCAUCUGGACUCAGUUUCCAUUUAAAGCCGAUGCCUACUCYGAAUGCAACGGGAAGCAGUACAUAAAGAGGACUUGGUACCGAAAGUUUGUGGGCAUCCAGCUCUGCAACUCCUUGAGAUACAAGAUCUACCUGAGUGACUCGCUCAAUGGGAAAUUUUACAACAUUGGAGAUCAGACGGGGUACGGUGAGGACCACUGYCAGUUUGUAGACUCCUUCCUGGAUGGUCUGACUGGAACCAGGAUGAUGUCAGACCAGUUACAGAGCAGACAAGGGUUUUUCAGAGCAUUGAGACACGAACCUGUACACUUCGGAGACAUUGGCGGAAAGUCUCAUGUGACGUAUGUGGGCUGGUAUGAGUGUGGCACGCCCAUACCUGGUAAGUGGUGAGAUCCCAAAAGGAAGACUUUCUCUGAUGAGGAAGAAGAGGAAGUGGCUUAAGGCCUACAAGGACUUGAGUCUAUCUUUUCAGUAGAUGGCAUUGUCUAAUUUCCUAGACUCUUCAGAUGUGAACAUUGGAUGGAGUGUUARUUGUCACACAAUCCUUGUUAAUGUUUGCAACAAUGCAAAUGUUUUGUAUUUAUCAACAAUGUUACAACAGACAAAAGAGGAUGGGAYCUGGAUAAACCAAAACAAUGAACUUACAUUAAUUAUAGAAAUAAUAUUGGGAAGCUGGCUCCCAAACUGUAAUAACUUGUAUGAUAAUAUUUAUCAAAGAAUUAUAAAUAUUCUGUGUGUAGACAGACAUUUGAGAUAGGAAAUUACAGAAAUGUCUCCAGUAUUUGUCUGUCAGUGAACACACACACUGGUGAAGACCAUAUAGACACAAAGAACUGAACUGCAGGAGUGUAUUAGCAGUUACAGUUUGCACAGUAUGAAACUUCUGUUUAUAUAUGUAUAUGAUGUAAAAUAGGAUGUAUUAUUACAGGGAGAAAAAUAAAAUAAAAUGAAUCUGGACUGACUGCAGCAAGUCAACAGUUUAACCAAAUUUUGAGAUUUAUGACUAAUAAAACCCAUACAGAAAUAAACAUAUCUUAGUUAUAUAAAGCAUUUUAAAAAUGGAACCUUCACAUGCAGAAUAAGUGUAAAUAGAAACUUUUUGUCGUUGCAAGUUUCUCCCUAAUCUCCUUCAUGACUGCACUUGCUUGUACCUUGUAUGUUUUAAACAAUAAAGUUUGUUUUUUCUAUUUA